CCUACCCAACCUGACAUCCCCCCACACGCGCCCUGGUCGCCCUCAUGAAGUGGUCGCCGCGGCCCUUCCAACGACCGGCGAUCCGGACACCCGAGGUGCCCUCGCUCCGGUACCCGGCGGCCCGCCUUCCAGCUUCACGUGCUGCACGGAGCUGCACGAGCUCGUGCGAGCGGCUUGCAACUUCGCGGGCACAGUGGGCGCUGGUGGCAGCUUUGAGUGCGAGGAAUGCGUCCCUUCCGAGCCGGGCCUUGCGACGAACGGCAUCCAGAGCUUCGCAAGAGGCCUCUGGCUGCCCUGUGCUCUUCCUAGAUCCUGUCAGGCCCAGCGUGUCCAGUCGCUUGGCGGAGCGGGAGCGGCCAGCGCGGCCGGUGGAGGUGUCCUUCCGAGGGGAUGAGACCGUGCCGGAGGCUCUCAACCGAGUGCAACCAGAGGUGGUGGUUGUGCGUUCCUCGAAGUUGAAGGACCGUCCGAGUUGAAGGCCGUGGCGUUUCCGAUUCCGCGGGUGCAGUUGAGGUGGUGCUUCCGACUCAGCGUUUGGGCAACAUUGGAGCGGGAAUGGGUCGGUUUUUUGGGAGGACUCUUUUUUCCAAGUGGGUUUGAGAUGUUGGACCAGAACGUCUGUCGUUCAGGGCGCUCGGAACUGCUUCAGGGCGCCCGGUCGAAGAUUGGAUUUGGCCACUCAGAGGCCCGCCGCUCAAAAAUGCAGACCAGCUCGGCAUAUCAAACGUUGAUUUUGUGGGGUGGUCAGUGGUCAAGUCGGCUUGAGGAAGAAACAAGGACCCAAUCAAUCCGUCAAAAUCAGAUCUGUGCGGUCGACCGCUUCUCAGACGCAAACGGAAGGGUAGUGCAUAGAAAGGGUUUUGCAAAAGCCUAUUCUACUAAAAUCGUGGAAGGCGUGGGACAUUCUGACAUUCGUAGAACCCAAGGCUAUUCGUGGACAGUUCGUGGAAUGGUGGGCCAGUAGGAGAACUGACUGCAACGAAAUUCCAGAAACCUUCGCAGAACUUGCAUAUUUUUGAUGCACUAACUAUAAGCGAUUUUUGCUGACCCCCUUUCUCCACACACCCUCCAUUUAGCCUUCAGCUUCGGCUCGACAUGAUGAGCGUCAGCAUGUGCAA
Durusdinium trenchii is the source of this 1118-nucleotide messenger RNA. Lineage: Eukaryota; Dinophyceae; Suessiales; Symbiodiniaceae. The record is from the annotation of a GenBank genome assembly.